Messenger RNA from Eruca vesicaria subsp. sativa (arugula), 1828 nucleotides. The record is from the annotation of a GenBank genome assembly. Lineage: Eukaryota; Viridiplantae; Streptophyta; Magnoliopsida; Brassicales; Brassicaceae.
CAUAUAGAUAGAUACUCUUACUUUCGCACUUCAACUUUCUCAUUAGGAAAAAAGAAGAGUAAUAAUGGAGAGACAAAAGAGUUUAAUGGAGAGACAGAAAAGCAUGGAAAGUGGUUUACUCAGGAAGAGUCUCAGCAUAAGAGAAAGAAAACACCCAAACGACGACGGUUAUCUUGAAACCCGCUUACCAUCAAAGAGGCAUAAAGAAGUGAAGAAACAUCAAAAUGAAGAUGGUGAAUGUUGUGUCACAACCUCUGUGUGCCUUAUCACCUUUAUAGUCGUUACUGGCUCUUUCUGCGUUGGUUGUGGUACCGGUUAUUCUUCCGUUGCACAACAUGGAAUUGUCAGCGAUUUAUCUCUCUCAGUUGCACAAUACUCAAUGUUCGGGUCAAUCUUGACAUUAGGAGGACUCCUUGGUGCAGUAUUUAGCGGUAAAAUCUCUGAUGUUAUGGGAAGAAAACGAACAAUGUUUUUCUGUGAAGCUUUGUGCGCAACAGGCUGGCUAUGUAUCGCAUUGGCUAAGGAUGCACUUUGGCUGGACAGUGGAAGAUUCCUACUUGGAAUAGGGGUUGGCAUCUUUAGCUACGUGAUUCCCGUGUAUAUCGCGGAAAUAGCACCAAAACAUGUUCGAGGAUCGUUCGUGUUUGCUAAUCAGCUAAUGCAAAAUUUUGGGGUUUCAUUAUUUUUCAUCAUUGGAAAUUUUAUUUCCUGGAGAUUUCUAUCAAUAAUUGGUAUGAUUCCAUGUGUUCUUCACGUCGUUUGUCUAUUCUUCAUUCCUGAGUCUCCUAGAUGGCUGGCAAAAUCUGGUCGUGAUAAAGAAUGCAGAGCUGCUCUACAACACCUAAGAGGCCAUGACGUGGACAUCUCACAAGAAGCUAACGCAAUUAAAGAUACAAUGGAAACUUCAAAACAAAGCGGUGAAACUGGAUUUGUCGAACUGUUUCAGAGGCGAUAUGUAUUUCCGUUAAUUAUCGGAGUUGGUUUGAUGCUCUUGCAACAACUGUCCGGUAGCGCAGGUGUUAUCUAUUAUGCUAGUAGCCUCUAUGAAAGAGGAGGUUUCCCUACUGCUAUUGGCACAUCUGUAAUGGCGACAAUCAUGAUACCAAAAGCGAUGAUUGGAACAAUCAUUGUUGAUAAAAUGGGAAGAAGAACUCUACUUAUGGCUUCUUGUGCUGGAAUGGGUCUGUUUGCUCUGCUCUUAAGUGUUACCUAUAGUCUUCAGACAUUCGGCAUUCUACCAGAACUCACUCCACUUUUUACCUUCAUCAGCGUACUGGGUUAUGUUAUAUCAUAUGCUUUGGGCAUGGGAGGGCUACCAUGGAUUAUAAUGUCUGAGAUAUUUCCUAUGAACGUAAAAGUUUCAGCUGGAACUUUAGUUACUGUUACCAACUGGGCAUGUGGCUGGGUUAUUACUUUCACCUUCAAUUUAUUAAUGCAAUGGAAUGCAUCAGGAACAUUUUUAAUAUUUUCCUCCGUCUCAGCCGUGUCGAUCGUGUUUAUCUAUUUCAUAGUGCCUGAGACGAAAGGAAGAUCACUCGAAGAAAUACAAACAUUGCUUUCGAAUUAUGGUCACUAAUACCAAAGUAUCAUUUUAUUUCUUGUUGAAAGAAAAUUGAUAAAAAAGAAGAAAAAAAAGAGUUAUACAUCUAUUAGUGUUCAUGUGAGUUUGACUUGUGUUGGAUGAUUAUCGAUUUUUUAUUUGGAGCCUAAAACAAUACUAUGUCAUAUUGUCAUUGUUUAUGUUAAAAUAAUUAACUAUAUAUCUAAUACUAUCAAACCAGAAUCCUUCUAAAAAAUCUAAGUUAUUUAUAAUUUAAAGUCCUAAAUC